AUGAUUCCCACCGUCCUGGCCUUUUCCUUAGUCUUUCCAUUGCUGGCCACGGCGUGGCUAUCUCCGGCAGCUAUUCGCUCUGUAGACAAGCGAGGCGCAGAUCAGCAACAGGCCCACAAUGUCGUGCGACUACCAAUGAAGCGGCGAUAUCAAAACCGUAGCACACCUGUUCCGUCAGCCUCGUCGACAUCCGAUAUGUCCGCAUCAUCAGCCACGGCGGCGGCGGCGACGGCGUCAACUCCGACACCAACGCCGGGACCACACGGCAUGAACCUGACCGCAAUGUUUACAGAUGUGGCGUAUGGAGUGGAACUGUGGAUCGGCACGCCGGCUCAGCUCGUGACGCUAGAUUUCGACACUGGCUCCUCGGAAACAUGGAUAGAUCCCCCCUGUAGCCUGAUGGGGAUCCCCGCGUGGGUUGACCUCUGCCGCAGCCAGGGCACCUUCGUUCCCGACCAGUCGGCCACCGUGGUCGACCUCAACGACACGGCGAAGCCGCGCUGGAUCUUUUACGGCACCGGCGCCGCUCUGGUUCGGUUCUACGAGGAUGUUUUUACACUGGCAGACCCCUAUGAUGUCAAGAACGUCGGCAAGACCUUCAAGCUCGAGGCGCCUGCCCAGUUUGGCCUUGCCCUCUACACCGAGGGGCUCAUCUCGGGAAUACUGGGGGCCGGCUACGGCAUCGGGUACAAUCAGAAUUACAGCGGAAUCAUUGAUUCCAUGUACGACCAGGGCUUGAUCCAAGACAAGGACUUCAGCAUCGGCCUCGGUAGCAUAAACGAAACCGGGGGGGAGAUCAUCUUUGGCGGAAUCGACUUGGGCAAGUUCUCAGGGCCCCUCCACGGUCUUCACUUGGCCCGGCAGGUUGAGGGCCCUGAGGGCUAUUAUCGAUACUGGAUAAACGUGUCGUCAAUAGCCAUCACACCGCCUGGCUCCUGCCUCUCUGUUCCCUUGACAGACCCGGAAUCGUUACCAAGGCCCUUUAUGCCCGACACAGGCACUACCCUGACCUACCUGCCAGAGACUGUCUUCAACAAUCUCUUGCAGUACUUUCCCUCAACGCAAGCCACAAACCUCGGCUACAUACUCGACUGCUCCCAUGCGGACGAUCAGGGAAGUAUUGACUUUUCCUUCGAUGAUCUCACCAUCCACAUCCCCUUCCGGGACUUCAUUGUACGGGUCCCGUCGGUAUUUACGGAAAGGGGAAACGAGACAUAUUGUGUUAUUGGGGCCAUGCCGGCUUCAGGCGACAUUCUCGUUCUCGGCGAUACUUUCCUGCGUGCUGCCUAUGCCGUCUUCCGCCAGCAAGAGCACAUGAUAUAUCUCGCCCAGCACCAUGAUUGCGGUACAAACGUCGUGUCGUCGCACGGAAAGAUCGACGGCCUGUACGGCGACUGCGGCCCGAAACCAGAAGUCCGGGCUCGAUACGAGGAUCCUCUCGUCCUGCCCUCGUCAGCGCCGUCACCAACACCGUUGUCUACCACGUGCGCGUCGUAUUCAACAGCCACUUACAGCCCGGUGCCGACGUUUGCGAGCAGUUUGUGGUGGGAUUUCUAUGCCAAUCCGAGCCUGUUCCCACGGCCAGCAAUCCAGGUCAAAAGCGCGCGCAAUGCGUUUAGACCCCUGAGCAUUAGCGUUUUCCCCAACGUCACAAGCGCAAGUUAUUCGUCGACGAGGACCUCGUGGGCCAAUACCACCACCACUCAACCGCGGACCACCAACACCACCAGCCCGCAGCUGCAGACGAACAACACCACCAGCACGCUGCAGACGAACAACACCACCAGCACGCUGCUGUGGACCACCAAUGCCAUCAGCACGCAGCUGGAGACCACCGAGUCCUUGUCAGCGUAUCCGCAUCCUUUGGCUACCAGCGGCGAGUAUCAGCCUACCUCUAGCGAUUCAUAUGCCAGCGACACAGAGGCAGCCAGUGGUAACUGUCCAACCUCUUCGAGCCACAGCUUCCCGCCCGACGACAGUGGCUACGACCAGUACACAUACGGAGCCAGCCCCACCAGCGACCACGAACAUACUUGGACGAGCUCUUCCGGCCGCCGGCCGACGCACACAUGGAGUCCAGAUUACAGUCCCGAUUACAGCGUGUCGUCGACCAUCAUCGUAUACACGGCCACCAACGCCUGGGAGACAAUCACGAGCACUAUAACCCUGACGGCGCACGUGUCCCUGCUCUCGACCGACCCUGACUAUGCCUCGUCGGCGAGCAGCAGCGGAGCCAGCGAUUGUGACGAGAGUAGCGAUAGCAGUGCCAGCCAAACUGCGGCAUACGGCGGCAGCUCGGUAUCAGCCCCGAGCAGCGUCGCCUCAUCGUCGCCAUGCAGCAGUGACGGCUCAUAUUCAGGGGGGUACAGCGAGAGCCCAUUGUCGUCGAGCCCCGAGUCAAGCGCAACACCAGGGUACGGGCAGCCGUCAGAGUACCCCCCAGACAGCUUGACCAGUAGCGCCCAGAUAACCAUCCCAGUCGAGUCGUCCGAGACGGUCAUCGUGGUGAACCCUACAACAACUUACACCAUAAUCGACGGGUCCACGGUGGCUCCGCCGGAUAGCAGCAGCAGCAGCAGCAGCAGCAGUAGCGAGUCGUCGCCAGCACUGCAAAGCCAAAGCGGAUACGGUUUAAGCAGUGGCACUGGCGCAUCUACCUCUGUACCGGAACCAGUCGUCACGGUUAUUGCGACAGCCACAGCCACAGCUACAACAGUAGUGACGGUGACGUAUGGGCCGUCCGGGCCAAGCAGCAGCAGUAGCGUCGAGUCGUCGGAGCAGUCGACGCCGGCACUGCAAAGCGAAAGCGGAUACGGUCCAAGUAUUGGCGGCGGCGCAUCCACCUCCACACCGGAACCAGUCGUCACGGUUAUCGCGACAGCCACAGCCACAACCGUAGUGACGGUGACAUACGGCCCGUCCGGUCCAAGCAGCAGCAGUGAUUCUGCGUCUGCGUCUUUCUCUGGAUCCGAGACAACUGGAACAGACUCCACCUCUGCCUCAGUACCUGUCGUCACGGUUGUAGAGACCGAGACCGUUGUGGUAACGUGGAGCGGUAACCAAUCCGCAUCGAGCAGCAGCAGCAGCAGCAGCAGCAGCAGCAGCAGCAGCAGCGCCUCCACUUCGUCAGACUCGACCUCUGCCUCGAUACCUGUCAUCACGAUUGUCUCGACGGUCGUUACGGUGCCCGUAGUCACGGUGACGCUCACCGACACGACGCUCACCGCCACGGCGAAAAGCGCAGCAGCAGUUCACCGCCGCGCAACCCCUGAUGACCUCGAUCAGACGGCAUACCAAACCCCGCAACAGCCCGACCUAGACGUAGACAAUCAGCAGCAGGAGCAGCAGCAGCAGCAGCAGGAGCAGCAGGUACACCCGGGGCUGAAGCGGGCGAUGCUGGCGGCGGCGCAGAGCGGCGACGGCGACGGCGGCGAGUGUCGCGUGGCGACGCCGUGUCUGCGGGCGAUGCGGGAGCGCCGCAACCUGGUGCGCGCCGCUGCCUACUGUCUGCGGGCAGCCGGCGAUGGCAAGGGCGGAGAAGGGCCACCGAUGGAUCAAGGGCAGCUGCCCAACUUCCUGCAGCGGGGGUGCCGCGGGGAACACAGCGCCGUGGACAUGGCGUGCACCUGUCUUCUUGCGCUUGUGGGUCGUGUCUAGCGGGAGAGUAAUUACCUAGGAUCGGGAGUGCCGAUGGUGGACCGCGCAAAGGGAAUCAGGUGACGCGUAAUGGAGGGAAAAUCGGGAGUGUCGAUUGCAAAAUCGGGCAUGUUGAUAGGGAAAAUAGGGAUAUUGGAAAAGGGCAAAGGUCGGGGCAGACGUGGGUGAGGGGUAGCGGGGUUAAUGUAGUGGAGAAAUCAUACGGAUGUGCCGAACACUGUUGAUGCGAAUUGAAAUGAUAUGAUGCAGCCUACUGUUCGAGCGAGAUAAACACGGCGGGUAGCUGAUGGAAUAUCGAAAGAUAUACCGCGUUUGUAAACCCGUAUUGAGGGUUAUGCCAACGUGGUCGUGGUUUGCGAGGCUCAAGAUGGAAUGGAAGGCGGGGAAACGUUCCAGGCCGCGUGCAGCAAAGCUUCACACUCCGCUGCGGGGCGUGCAUUGGCUCCGUUUUAGCGCCUGCAGGCUG
This is a messenger RNA of Lasiosphaeria miniovina, 4123 nucleotides long. RefSeq lists its product as uncharacterized. Gene Ontology annotation, molecular function: aspartic-type endopeptidase activity. Gene Ontology annotation, biological process: proteolysis. Lineage: Eukaryota; Fungi; Ascomycota; Sordariomycetes; Sordariales; Lasiosphaeriaceae. The record is from RefSeq and is a predicted model, not a curated record. Bases 1 to 3657 code for a protein of 1218 amino acids. The transcript is spliced from 5 exons.